UUUAUCACUUAACGAAGAAGAUAUUUUUGAAAGUAUAUUUUAUAGUAAACAUGAAUAAUGAUACCAAAAAGUGGUAAAUAUGAAAAUUUCUAUUUUUCUUCAUCAGCGAUCAAAAUUUUGAAAAAAAUUGUUUUCCUAAACUUUAGAAAAAUCUACUAGCAAUUCUCUAGAAUAUACCUAAAAAGUUUUUGUCACAAGUAUAGUUUUUAAGAAUCAAAAUGACCAAAAGAUUAUAUUUAAGGGUAUAUUUUUGGGUUUAUGGUUUAGAAUUUAGGAUUUAGAGUUUAUGAUUUAGAGUUUAGAGUUAAGGCGUGGGAUUUUGGGGGUAUGAUUUCAAAUUUUAAAAACUAAAAAAUAUUAAAAAUUUUAAAAUAUAAAAGUCUAUUUUGAUCGUUUUAUUUGUUUAGGUCUAUUUUUGUGACAAAUUUUUUUAAAAAUGUCUAUUUGAGAGAAUUUUUCAAAAUCUAUUUGUGAAAAAAAUUGAUCGGCAAAAAACCGAGUUUUACAAAAUCUAAAAAUUUUGAUUGGAUUAAAAAUAAAUUUUUGGAAAAACAAAAAUGAAAAACUAAAUAAACUAAACACAAACAAAAAAUCAACACCUAAGUAUAGAUAGCAAUGGCAGCUUCAGGAUCAGACCACGGAGACACUUGUAACAACGCAAUACACCACAAGACCCUAGCGGAAUCGAAAUUCAACAGCGGCUACUUGACUUCAGCUCUGAAUCACGCGCGUAAAGCUCUCGCCUUGUCUCCGGACACGGAAGGUGUAUCCUCCAUGGUCACCGCCUCCGACGGAGAUGCGCCGGAGUGGUACAAGAUUCUAAAGGUAGAGCCUUUCUCUCACAUCGAUGCUAUAAAGGAACAGUAUAGGAAGCUAGCUUUGGUGUUGCGUCCUGAUGAGAAUCGGUAUGUGGGGUGUGAGGAAGGGUUUAGGCUUGUGAAUGAGGCUUUUGAGGUUUUGUCUGAUAAGGUUAGGAGGAGUGAGUAUGAUAUGAAGUUGAGGAUUAGGGUUCAGGGCGAGAUUGGUGCUUGUGAUGGUGAAACGUCGACGGUUUCGAAUGGAGCUUGUUCUUCCAAGAUUAUAACUUAUACGAGGAGGAAGAAGCGCGUUGGUGAGGGUGGUGUGAGUCUGAGAAGAGGGAGUGAGGCAGGGGAGAUGAGAGAGGAGGAAGCAGAAGCUUUAGAUAGACAUGAGAGGUUGGAUGAAGAAGAUGAAGGGAUGAUGACUCUAGCUGAAAUGCAAUCAGUUUUGAAGAGAAAGAAACCGAAGGUGAAGUUGAAGAUCACUGAGGAAAAUAGCACUAGAGUCUCUAGAGAAGAACAUGAGCUAUCUUCCGGUGAUGACACUUUGAUGGAGAUGAGUACUAACAAGGAGAAAGAAGCUUUAAAGAAUAAGAGUAAUAAAAAGAAGAAGAAGAAGACGAACAACAAGGAGUUAAGUGAGAUAGUGGACUUAGAAUACGUCCCACGGGUUAAUAGGAAGAGGGAUUGUGGUAAGUUGAACCAAGAAAACUACAUGGCAGACGAGGAUUGUGAAUUGUAUGAUUUUGAUAAAGACAGGAUGCCUAGAAGCUUCAAGAAAGGGCAGGUUUGGGCGGUGUACGAUGGUGGUGAUGAUGACAGAAUGCCUCGGAGUUACUGUUUGGUUAGUGAAGUCGUCUCUUUGAACCCUUUUAAGGUAUGGAUGAGCUGGUUAGAUUUUGAGAGGGAGAAACUGAUCUCUUGGGUGAAGAUCAGUUCUUGUGGGAGGUUCAGGGUUUCAGAGAAAGCUUUGGUUGAACAAGUGAAACCCUUCUCUCACGUUGUCAACUGCGAGAGGGUUGCACGAGAAGUAUACCAGAUAUAUCCUAGGAAAGGCUCGGUCUGGGCUGUUUACUCUGAGAUAAACUCAGGUCUUCAGAGGAGAAAGACCAGACGCUAUGAGAUUGUUGUGUGUUUGACUAUGUAUAGCGAUGCGUAUGGCUUGAGUGUAGCCUAUUUGGAGAAGGUUAACGAGGAGUCUAGCAACUUGUUCAAGAGACGGGAUUACGGGUGUAAUGCGGUCAGGUGGGUUGAGAAAGAUGAUGUUGCGGCCUUGCUCUCUCAUCAGAUUCCGGCUAAGAAGCUGCCGGAAGAUCAAGCUCGAGCUGGUUCGAGAGAGUCUUGGGUGCUUGAUCUUGCUUCUGUUCCUCCUGAUUUGGUUGCUGCCACUUAGUAAACAUAGAGGUGCUUCUUCUUUUCUUUUGUUUCUACUUAUCAUGCAGGAUAGUAAGCAAAAGAGGAUGGUGUGUAGACCAUUUUUGGUUUCUCUUAAAAGAUGUGAAGAUUCUGAUCAAUGAGGUAAGAAAAAACAAUUACAAGAAAGGGACUAAGAUCUAAAUCAUAUGGAUCAUCAAUCAUGUUGUUGGAUAAAACUCUUAUGAUGAUUUUUCGAUG
Molecule: messenger RNA, 2414 nt
Organism: Brassica rapa (field mustard)
Lineage: Eukaryota; Viridiplantae; Streptophyta; Magnoliopsida; Brassicales; Brassicaceae
Source: RefSeq, a predicted model, not a curated record